Molecule: messenger RNA, 2488 nt
Organism: Propithecus coquereli (Coquerel's sifaka)
Lineage: Eukaryota; Metazoa; Chordata; Mammalia; Primates; Indriidae
Gene: ATG4A
Product: autophagy related 4A, cysteine peptidase
Exons: 14
Coding region: 578-1543 (321 amino acids)
Molecular function (GO): protein-phosphatidylethanolamide deconjugating activity
Source: RefSeq, a predicted model, not a curated record
GGAUCCUUGCGCCCGUCCGUAGUCAAGUUGCCGGUGGAAUUGGCCCACGAUGACAGCUGGAGAAUGGAGUCAGUUUUAUCCAAGUAUGAAAACCAGAUUACUAUUUUCACUGACUACCUAGAAGAAUAUUCAGAUACAGAUGAGCUGGUAUGGAUCUUGGGGAAGCAGCAUCUCCUUAAAACGGAUUGAGAAAGAUUUUUAACUUGAAACUGCUAAUGACCCAGCACCCCAGAAAGAGGCAGUUCUGAGAUUUGGAUCUUUUUGAGGAGAGAUCCUCUUGAGAGGCCCUUAGCAUGGAGUCAGGAACAGGAAGAAGCUGAUCAAAAGGCAAGAAAGGAUGUUAGGCAUUGUCUGGCUCCUCCCCAGUUUGGUUUCAUUAUUUUGAUUGGAGAAUUGUGACUAGUGGAGAGAGCCUAGGAGCCAGCAAUUAGGAGACCUUUUGAAUUCAGACUCUUCUCCUAACUCAGAAAAAUCUAAGCUGUUGUCUGAUAUAAGUGCUCGUCUAUGGUUUACAUACAGAAGGAAAUUUUCACCAAUUGGGGGAACGGGCCCUUCAUCGGAUGCUGGCUGGGGAUGUAUGCUACGCUGUGGACAGAUGAUGCUGGCUCAAGCCCUUAUCUGUAGACAUUUGGGAAGGGACUGGAACUGGGAGAAACAAAAAGAACAACCCAAAGAAUACCAGCGGAUCCUACAAUGCUUCUUAGAUAGAAAAGAUUGUUGCUACUCUAUCCAUCAAAUGGCACAAAUGGGUGUAGGAGAAGGGAAAUCAAUUGGCGAAUGGUUUGGACCAAAUACAGUUGCACAGGUGUUAAAAAAACUUGCUUUAUUUGACGAAUGGAAUUCCUUGGCUGUUUAUGUUUCAAUGGAUAACACAGUGGUCAUUGAAGAUAUCAAAAAAAUGUGCUGUAUCCUUCCCUUGAGUACAGACACAGCUGGUGAGAGCCCCCCCGAUUCUCUGAGUGCUUCGAACCAGAGUGAGGGCACCUCUGCCUACUGCCCAGCCUGGAAACCCCUGCUUCUCAUUGUACCCCUUCGCCUGGGCAUAAACCAAAUCAAUCCUGUCUAUGUUGACGCCUUCAAAGAGUGUUUUAAGAUGCCACAGUCUUUAGGGGCAUUAGGAGGAAAACCAAAUAACGCCUAUUAUUUCAUAGGAUUCUUAGGCAAUGAGCUCAUCUUCUUGGACCCUCACACAACCCAGACCUUUGUCGACACUGAAGAGAAUGGAACAGUUGAUGACCAGACUUUCCAUUGCCUGCAGCCCCCACAGCGAAUGAACAUCCUGAACUUGGAUCCUUCCGUAGCAUUGGGAUUUUUCUGCAAAGAAGAAAAAGACUUUGAUAACUGGUGUAGCCUUGUUCAGAAGGAAAUUCUAAAGGAGAAUUUAAGGAUGUUUGAAUUAGUUCAGAAGCAUCCAUCGCACUGGCCUCCCUUUGUACCUCCAACCAAGCCAGAAGUGACAACCACUGGGGCAGAAUUCAUUGACUCUACCGAACAACUGGAGGAGUUUGACCUGGAGGAAGAUUUUGAGAUUCUGAGUGUAUAGAAUACCAGGAACUCAACCUGGAGGUCUGUCUUCCAUCUGGCACCAUAAGAACAUGAACUUCUUACAUAAAACUUUUCUAGUCAGCAAGUGCCUGAUAUGCCAACAGCAUACAAACUCAACAGCAAUCAUGACUGAGCCAAUCACCAUUUCUCAGAAAAAAAACAAAACACACAGCAACAACCCUUUCCCAGAAUGAAAUAAAACAAUCAUGGAGCCUAGGAGCAGAAAGAUUAGGAGCAGUCCGUUGCUUCCUGGCGGCUACGGCAAGUUUUCAGCUGCUGGAAUGAGCUGGACAUCUGGAAGACAGCAACUCCCAUCUUGCUUCAAGCGCCAGCAGAUGAGAGAUGGUUACGCUGCGCUUCUGCACCCUUUCAGGUGUGACCCCUUGUAGGCUAAAUACUAAGCAGCAGUCUGUUCUCUUGCUCAAAGAAUAAAGUGACUGAAUCAGGGAGGAAAAAGUUCUUGUUAAAUUAUUUGAAUAUGUAUUUUAAAAUAAUUAUAAUUUAUAUCAAAGCAUUUGUCAAAGAAAUGAUGUAAAAUGUACACUUCUUGAUCUCCUUCCUAUUUGGGGGAAACUUACUAUUUGAUGGGUCACUGUCCCCAUUCUUACUGAUACUUUUGUCAGAUGUCACCCUGUCCUUAAAUCAAAUCAUGAUCGCUUGAAUCAGGGGUCAGCAGACUUUUUCUGUAAAGGGCCAGAUAGUAAAUAUUUUAGGCUUUGCAGGCCACGCGGCCUCUGUCACAACUACUCAACUCUGCUGUUGAAGCGCCAAAGCAGCCAUAGACAAUAUGCACGCAAAUGAGCAUGGCUGUAAUCCAAUAAAACUUUAUUUACAAAAACAGGUGGAAGGCUGGAUUUGGCCUGCAGGCUGUAGCUUGCCGAUCACUGACUUAAAUUGUUGAUUUUUGUUUGAGAAAUUAAAAAUAAAUUGUGUUUGAAUUAUA